Molecule: messenger RNA, 861 nt
Organism: Colletotrichum phormii
Lineage: Eukaryota; Fungi; Ascomycota; Sordariomycetes; Glomerellales; Glomerellaceae
Product: S-adenosyl-L-methionine-dependent methyltransferase
Exons: 7
Coding region: 1-861 (286 amino acids)
Molecular function (GO): O-methyltransferase activity
Source: RefSeq, a predicted model, not a curated record
AUGGGAUCUUUCUACUAUCUCGUAAAUGGACUUGACCAUGAGUUUCCGGGCGCCGGCAUCAAUCAUAAACGUUUGUAUACGCACACUACCCACAGAAUCCUUCUCAAGCUUUAUGAGCUUACAAGUAAAGUCGAAUCUCCUUGGGAGACGUUUGUCGGACUCUUCUUGAGCAAUUCGGCCGUCCUAGCAUCACCUCUCCAAGACCGACUCCUCCGUCUACUGGUCUCAAACAACGUAGUCGAGAUGACUCCCGACGGAACCUACAAACCCACAAAAUUCUGCACUCAGCUCGCAGACUCGGACUUUGGCACCACCGCAGAAUUCUGGCAAAUUCCCAUGUUCACCCACAUGCCCACCUUCUUCCAAGAAACAUCCUACAAAAACCCUCGCAGCGCUCGCAAAACGGUCUUCGACUCGGCCCACGGCUGGCAAGGCGGCCUCUUCACCUACCUCGAGGCCAACCCGGCGCAAGGCAAGGCUUCGAGGUUGUACUUGGAGGAUUUACCUUCCGUCCUAGCGGACAACAAGACUUCCGUGUCGAAGGGGAUCAAUAAGGUGGCGUAUGAUUUCUGCACGCCUCAGCCGAUCAAGCACGCCCGCGCAUACUACAUGCACCACAUCCUCCACGACUGGCCCGACAAACAAGCCCGCAAAAUUCUCGAGAUUCAAAAGGCCGCCCUGAAACCGGGGUACAGCCGCAUCCUGAUCCACGACCAAAUCAUGGACGACGACGAGCGCACGGAGAAGGAGUGGAGGGCGCUGGUCGAGUCGGCUGGGCUGAGGGUCGUCAAGAUUUGGAGGGUGCCGGCUGCGGUGCAGGGGGUCAUUGAGGUUGGGUUGCGGGAAGGGUCGAAGCUUUGA